Pisolithus orientalis is the source of this 423-nucleotide messenger RNA. RefSeq lists its product as uncharacterized. NCBI's taxonomy places the organism in Eukaryota, Fungi, Basidiomycota, Agaricomycetes, Boletales, Pisolithaceae. The record is from RefSeq and is a predicted model, not a curated record. The transcript is spliced from 3 exons. Bases 1 to 423 code for a protein of 140 amino acids.
AUGGCACCCCAGACAUGUUCCCAGAGAGUCCUCAGAGCUGCUUCCAAUGCAUCCUCCACUGAUGAAAGUGAAAUCAGACUUGCAUUUGACAAUGUCAUGAAGGCCAUUUCUCCUCCAUCUCAUCAUUCAGACUCAGCAUGCUCUUCUCCUCUGUCCCCAUCCUACAGUGUAAUAAUGGGUGGUCUCCUUGCCAGAGCAAUGACUCCUCCAGAAGAUCCAGAAUCCUCUGUUGAUGAGGAUGAACUAAACCAGAUAUUUGAGAAGUGCCAGGCCAUGGUAAACCACUUGAGUGGGUCAGAAGAGGAGCAUCAAAGCAAUGCCUCUGACGAUUCCUUUGUGAAUGACUUGAGUCAGGAGUCAGGGGUGCCUUCUGCCUACCACAUGGGUGAUGGCCUACCAGACCCUAGGGACACUCUGGUAUGA